Paramisgurnus dabryanus is the source of this 1829-nucleotide messenger RNA. RefSeq names its product beta-1,3-glucuronyltransferase 2 (glucuronosyltransferase S) (gene b3gat2). Gene Ontology annotation, biological process: carbohydrate metabolic process; chondroitin sulfate proteoglycan biosynthetic process. The record is from RefSeq and is a predicted model, not a curated record. Lineage: Eukaryota; Metazoa; Chordata; Actinopteri; Cypriniformes; Cobitidae. Gene Ontology annotation, molecular function: galactosylgalactosylxylosylprotein 3-beta-glucuronosyltransferase activity. Gene Ontology annotation, cellular component: Golgi membrane.
CAUCCCUCUCUUCUAUGUUCGCCAGUGCGCAAGCGGGAAGGGGGGGAUCUCAGUUUGAAGUCUCCGCGUCUUCUUCAUCUGUCAGACCAUCAGCUCAGUCACAUCAUAUCGAUAUACAGCAGUUUAUUUCGAGUACCUACACCUCACAAGGCUUUGAACGUAACGAAAACAAUGACCUGUUGUUAUUUUUUGGUAUUUGUUUAAGUGCUGAUCGGUUGAGGACGCGGCAUCAUCCAUCGGAAACGAGCGCAGGACGGGAUGGGAUCGCAACAGCGCAUUUAGGAUCGGCACGGGAAUGGGAAGUUUAAACGCGCACGGACUGCGAGGACUGCAGAGCCUGGUUAACAACAACCCAGGAUCUGUUUUUAAAGAAGUUUGCUUGGGUAAAUGCGUUUUAAAGUAAUCCUCACCAACAGCACAUGAUGUGCGACAGUCUGUGAAUGUGGGUUAAUAAAUUGCUAGACUGCUCUUUGGCCACAAUGAAAUCCAUCUUCUACACUCGCUUUUUCAUCCUGCUUCCGUGGAUUUUGAUCGUGAUCAUAGUGAUCGACAUCGACACUAAAAGAUCGUCGGUUCGGAACACGGCCAGCUUCUAUUUAUCACGGCUGGGAAAUGCUCAGCAGCGGCAAGACGUCCGAGCGACUCGAACCAGCAGCAGCAUCAGCAUCAGCAGCAGCCGGGGCGGGAGUAACGGCACAUCACUCCCGGUCAUCUAUGCCAUCACUCCCACUUACAGCAGAGCAGUGCAGAAAGCGGAGCUCACCCGGCUGGCCAAUACUUUUCGCCAGGUCCCGCAGUUUCACUGGAUCGUAGUGGAGGACGCAAACUCUCGAACGGAGCUCGUGUCGCGGUUUCUCGCCCGCUCCGGGUUGCGGUACACCCAUCUGAACGUGUUCACCCCGCGCAGAUUCAAGCGGACGGGGAUGCCCCGGGCUACCGAGCAGAGAAACGCAGCGCUCGGCUGGCUCAGAGGACAUCGCAUCUCUAAAGAUAAAGGAGUUGUUUUCUUCGCCGAUGAUGAUAACACUUACAGCCUUGAGUUAUUUGAAGAGAUGAGGUCAACCAGAAGAGUGUCAGUGUGGCCAGUAGGGCUCGUUGGAGGCCGGAGGUAUGAGCGACCCCUGGUGGAGAACGGAAAAGUGGUUGGUUGGUACACUGGAUGGAGGGCUGACAGACCAUUUGCAAUUGAUAUGGCAGGCUUUGCAGUGAACCUGCAGGUCAUCCUGUCAAACCCUCGUGCCCUGUUUAAGAGGAGAGGAGCCAAACCAGGGAUGCAGGAGUCAGAUUUUCUAAAACAAAUCACCAAGGUUGAGGACCUGGAGCCAAAGGCACACAACUGUACUCAGGUCCUGGUGUGGCACACACGCACUGAGAAGGUCAUCCUGGGCAACGAACCAAAGCGACAACAGGAUUCUGUUUUUAUUGAGGUCUAGUGGACUAAACUCACUGUCAGAGGAAUUGUCGAAUGGACCGGAGGGCCGUGGGUAUUUGCAAAAACUGAAAUAUAGGAUACCUGCUCUGGGGACAAGAAAUGUUCUUCAACCAAUCAAAUGCUCUGGAGUUACAACUAUGUUCCUGGUUUGUUUGUUGAUCUGCUGGAGAUUCUCAACACACUGGAUUACCUGUUACAUGGUGGUGGAUAAACCAUGGAAAAAUAGACAUCUGUAUGUAAAACUUAUCUAUUCCCAAUGCAUCCGGAGUGGAGUCUGGAAAGCCAAGCAUGGAUGCAGAUAUCCAUCACUGAACCAGAUAAAAAGGACUGGUUUUAUAAACAUUGCACAUUAAAAGCCUAACUACUGAUGGGAGGUUAUGAAGGAUACACUAUCACU